Molecule: messenger RNA, 486 nt
Organism: Acanthosepion pharaonis
Lineage: Eukaryota; Metazoa; Mollusca; Cephalopoda; Sepiida; Sepiidae
Source: the annotation of a GenBank genome assembly
AUGACCAACACUUGGGAAGUUUACAGUUCUCUUAACACUCCUCGCAGAGGUGCUGGAGCUGACAUCAUCAAUGGAAAAAUUGGCGGCAAUGACGGCAUGCAGUCUCUGCGCUCCACUGAAAUUUAUGACACCGAAAAUGACUGCUGGUAUCUGGGGCCUCAACUUGGCAUCGAACGAGUCAGUGUGGCUUCUCUCGGAAAUAAACUCUUUGCUGUCGGUGGUUUCAGUGGCAAAAGGUUCCUCGACUCUCUGGAAUAUUUUGAUGACACCACCGAAGAAUGGUGCUGCUAUUCGUCUGUCGAUGACAUCUGGCAGAGUCCUGCAGGUUCCACCCAAGCAACAAACGGAAUGUGCAACGAAUUAGUUGAACCUCGGAAGAAAAUUGGCAAAAAGAGUGGUGCAAAGGUUUUUCCCAGCAGUACAAGUGACCAACACAACCGCGGAAUAUUCUUGAAUGGGGUCGGGGUCAGAAAGACACGGGUGUGA